UUUUGAAUUUGAAAUGAAAAAAGCAAAAAUUAAUUUCAUUGUUUAGAUGAGUUUGUUCAUGCUCACUAAAGUGAAAUAAAUAUCGGCGGUUCGCGGUUUGAAUACAUGUUUGGAAAAUCGAUGAGUGUUUCUAUUUGAUAGAAAAACUUGUAAAUAAUUUUAUAUUUUUCAUUGUAUUUUGAUUGAAAUAUGGAAAAUAAUGAAAUUGUUUCUAAAGACUGUGGCGAUGCGUUUGGAUUUGCACGUGGUGAACCUCAAGCAAGAUUUGCAAAAAUGCCGGUUGAACGUUAUGCUGCAAAAUAUAAUAUGAAGCAUAAGAAUCGAGGAGUGGCUAUUAUAUUUAAUCAUGAGCAUUUUGAUAUACCGUCAUUGAAAUCCCGUGCUGGCACUAAUGUUGAUUGCGAAAAUUUAUGUUAUACUUUUAAACAACUGUCCUUUGAAGUUCAUGUUUAUAAGGAUAAAAAAUUUAAGGAUAUACAACUUGUGAUUGACCAAAUAGCUAACAAGGAUCAUAGCGAAAACGACUGCAUUAUAAUAACUAUUUUGUCACAUGGUGAAUUCGGAUAUAUAUAUGCUAAAGAUGUACAGUACAAAUUGGAAUCAAUAUGGCAUUAUUUUACCGCUGCCAAUUGUCCUUCGUUGGCAGGUAAGCCAAAAUUGUUUUUUAUUCAAGCCUGCCAAGGUGAACAAUUAGAUUCCGGAAUAACUUUAUCUAAGACUGAAACUGAUGGUAUGAUUGGUGAUAAUAUGAGUUACAGAAUACCGAUUCAUGCUGAUUUUCUAAUAGCAUGUUCAACAGUACCAGGAUUUUAUUCGUGGAGGAAUACAACAAAGGGAUCAUGGUUUAUGCAGUCUUUAUGCGCUGAGUUGAAUUUACAUGGAAAGAAGUACGACAUUUUAACUUUACUUACAUUCGUCUGUCAAAGAGUUGCGUUAGAUUUUGAAUCAAAUACUCCAGACUAUCCAAUAAUGCAUCAGCAGAAGCAAAUCCCAUGUAUAACGACAAUGCUAACAAGAAUAUUACAUUUUGGUGACGACAAAUAAAUACAAAACAAAGCGCAAUAAUAUUACAUUAUCAAAUAAUGUUUUAUAAAAUAAGUAUACAGGUUUACAUUACAUAUCUAAAAUGUAUAUCAAAUAUGAUAAUAAGUUUGUACAAUAUAAAGUAUUUUUUAUAUGGAAUUUCUUAAAUAAAUUUUUUUUAUAUUUGACAUUGAA
Condylostylus longicornis is the source of this 1218-nucleotide messenger RNA. Its product is annotated as caspase-like. NCBI's taxonomy places the organism in Eukaryota, Metazoa, Arthropoda, Insecta, Diptera, Dolichopodidae. The transcript has a single exon. The record is from RefSeq and is a predicted model, not a curated record. Gene Ontology annotation, biological process: apoptotic process; proteolysis. Gene Ontology annotation, cellular component: cytoplasm. The coding region runs from base 190 to 1044 and encodes 284 amino acids.